Molecule: messenger RNA, 9934 nt
Organism: Mugil cephalus (flathead mullet)
Lineage: Eukaryota; Metazoa; Chordata; Actinopteri; Mugiliformes; Mugilidae
Gene: kcnh2b
Product: potassium voltage-gated channel, subfamily H (eag-related), member 2b
Exons: 23
Coding region: 1173-5120 (1315 amino acids)
Biological process (GO): membrane repolarization during action potential; potassium ion transmembrane transport; regulation of ventricular cardiac muscle cell membrane repolarization
Cellular component (GO): membrane
Molecular function (GO): inward rectifier potassium channel activity
Source: RefSeq, a predicted model, not a curated record
GGCGGGAGGCAAGAGUGGGUGUGUUAAUUGGAACCCUCCCAUACAGGAAGGGACAUGUCCUAGAACAAAGCUGGACACCUGCUAGCAGGUGUUCGGUGAAUCCGCGGAAUAACACAAAGCACGCUCCUCCUUUGCCCCAUACCCGGCCUACUGAACCACCCGGGCUUAAAUAGUAGGCUAUAUAGAUUUAGUCUGAGGUGUAAUUUUAAUCCAGUUUACUGGUUGUGACAAAUGAUCGAUAAAUGCCAAACGAGGAGUGUGUCAAAUGAGCGUGUGACUAGUUCUGCAGCGCUUUGAGAAGCUCAAGUGUUAUCUGAAUUGUUCUAAUCGAGGGUAAGGAGUCCAUCAUCUCUGUCCAUCAUAAAAAAAAAAAAAAAGUGUGCUCGAUUCCGCUCCUGAUGAGCAAAGGGUUAAGGAGGCGCAGCUAGACGCCAGUGGAGCUGAAGUCAUCCGACAGAGCGCACAGCGAGGAAGAGGAGGAGAGAUAUACAGAACACCUCCUAAAACACUGAUCUAGGACGAGUCCAGCUGCGAAUCUGCGCUCUGCUGUUUUAUUUUAACUACUGUUGUGUUCCUUUUCCCUCUCGCUUUUUGUUUUUAAACGCGCAGAGAAUCGGAGUCAGAACAAGCUUGUGGAAUGAGAAAUAAAUAAAAACGCGCAGCCCAGCGCCCCAACUAUGGCUCCAACGACGCACGUAGGAAAGCUCGAAGAGUCCGCUUCACGGGAGCGGGCAGUAGUGCAGGAUGAGAGGUCUGCUGUGCUCCACGGAGUGUGAGACCAGAAGGAAAUACCACCUGACAGGCGGCUCUCCCCUCGGGGGACAGAAACAGACACCCUCGCUCCUCACAACCUGGAGACUGCAGACUGGAAACGGCUCCGCUCUCCCGCGCGUACAGUGCGCCUCUUUUCCAGAACUAUCCUCUCCUCACUUUCUCCCGAAGAUCACCAACAAGACACGGCCUCUCCGAGCAACUUGGAAAACUUUGACUCCCUCCCCACCCCUCCUCCCUCUGGAUUAUUGCCAUUACUGAACCUGGCAGUGUUGAGUGUCCAUGAAGGGAGCGCAGUGAGCAUCGUGCGCUCGGCUGCGGGGAUUGGAAACGCAGCCUCGGUGCGAUAUUAUUAAAAGUCCCUCGAAGUCUGUCGAAGUCCAGGGGCCACCUCAGCGAAGAUGCCGGUCCGGAGGGGCCACGUGGCUCCGCAGAACACCUUCCUGGAUACCAUCAUCAGGAAAUUUGACAGUCAAAGUCGUAAGUUUCUCAUCGCCAAUGCAAGAGUGGAGAACUGCGCCAUCAUCUUCUGCAACGAUGGCUUCUGCCACUUGUGCGGUUACUCGCGUGCCGAGAUCAUGCAGAAGCCGUGCACGUGUAACUUCCUGUACGGACCAGACACCAAGCGCCUGGCGAUCGCCCAGAUGGCGCAGGCCCUGCUGGGAUCGGAGGAGAGGAAAGUGGAAAUUGACCUUUACCGGAAAGACGGUAACUGCUUCCUGUGUAUGGUGGAUGUGGUGCCAGUGAAAAAUGAGGAUGGCCUGGUGAUCAUGUUCAUCCUCAACUUCGAGGUCAUGACAGACAACGCAAUCCAAGACCACAAACAGGAGCUCAACCACCGCUUGCCCACCUGGCUAGUCACAGGUCACCCACGAGGAUUCAAGUUGCGUCUCCCCCUCCUGCGCUCCCUUUCCAACAGUAAAGUGUCAUUGGACGACGCAGAGGCCGGUCAAAUCCCCACUGCUACACCGCUGCAUCCGGACCCUCCCUGUGAAGAGUCCUUAGGCCUGGGGGAGUUCCUGCCCCUUCCAUCAUUACCACCAGAGCACAAGGAGCAACUCAGUGGAAGCAGGUUAGCUCUACAGACUUGGCCAGAAGACCACCAGGAGGACCAACGCACCUUACUGUUCUCUGAGCCACCCCCGCCUUCUUCUCACAGAGGCCAACUGGUGGGACCCCUCACCCAGUCAUCCCCCUGCGUAGUGCCCCACCACCGCCUCAGCCUCAACCCGGACGGCUCAGCCUCCAACUGCUCCUUGUCGCACAGCCGCUCGCGGGAAAGCUUCCACAGCAUGCGUCGCGCAUCCUCUGUAGACGAGAUCGAGGCCAUGAGGCCCGACUGGGACCGAAAGAACCGGCGAGCCAGCGUCCGGCCGGCCAGCAGCAGCACCGGAGCGGUGAACAGCAAGUCAAACAUACUGAACUCCACGUCAGACUCGGACCUGAUGCGGUACCGCACAAUUUCCAAAAUCCCUCAGAUCACACUCAACUUUGUGGAUUUCAAACCUGACCCACUCAUUGCGCUGCCCACCGGGGAGAUGGACAUCAUAGCUCCCUGCAAACUCAUCGACCGAACGCACCAUGUCACAGAGAAGGUCACACAGGUCCUGUCUCUGGGUGCAGAUGUGCUGCCGGAGUACAAACUCCAGGCUCCUCGCAUCCACAAGUGGACCGUGUUGCACUACAGCCCCUUCAAGGCGGUGUGGGACUGGCUCAUCCUGCUGCUGGUCAUCUACACCGCCAUCCUGACGCCCUACUCGGCCGCGUUCCUCCUCAACGACCAGGAAGAGGCAGCCAUGCAAAGUUGUGGCUACUGCUCUCCUCUCAACGUGGUGGACCUCAUAGUGGACAUCAUGUUCAUCAUUGACAUCCUCAUCAACUUCAGGACGACCUACGUGAACACUAAUGAUGAAGUGGUGAGCCACCCGGUGCGUAUCGCUGUCCACUAUUUCAAAGGCUGGUUCCUCAUCGACAUGGUGGCCGCUAUUCCCUUCGACCUGCUCAUCUACCGCAACGGAGAGGAGACCACGACUCUGAUUGGCCUGUUGAAAACAGCACGCCUCCUGCGAUUGGUUCGCGUGGCCAGGAAGCUGGACCGCUAUUCAGAGUACGGCGCGGCUGUCCUCUUCCUUCUCAUGUGCACCUUCGCCCUCAUCGCUCACUGGCUGGCCUGCAUCUGGUAUGCAAUUGGCAGUGUAGAGAGGAACGGCUCAAUAGGCUGGCUCCACACACUGGGGGACCAGCUGGGAAAACACUACAAUGACUCUGUAAAAGGUUCAGGACCUUCCAUCAAAGACAAGUACGUCACGGCUCUGUACUUCACCUUCAGCAGUCUGACCAGUGUGGGAUUUGGAAACGUGUCUCCCAACACUAACUCUGAGAAGAUCUUCUCCAUCUGCGUCAUGCUGAUCGGGUCCCUGAUGUAUGCCAGCAUCUUUGGGAACGUGUCCGCCAUCAUCCAGCGGCUCUACUCUGGGACGGCCCGCUACCACACCCAGAUGCUGAGGGUCCGGGAGUUCAUCCGGUUCCACCAGAUCCCCAACCCGCUCAGGCAGAGGCUGGAGGAGUACUUCCAGCACGCCUGGUCUUACACCAACGGCAUCGACAUGAACGCUGAUGAUUGGAAGACUUUGUCUCAGCAUGCAUGGUUCGACACCAUCAGACACAAUAGGAAUGAUGUGCUGAAAGGUUUCCCUGAGUGUCUCCAGGCGGAUAUCUGCCUCCAUCUCAACCGGACGUUGCUCCAGAACUGCAAGGCUUUUAAAGGCUCCACCAAGGGCUGCCUCCGGGCUUUGGCCAUGAAGUUCAAGACCACCCACGCGCCCCCCGGUGACACGCUGGUCCACGCUGGGGAUGUCCUCACUGCCCUCUACUUCAUAUCCAGGGGAUCGAUAGAGAUACUGAGGGGAGAUGUGGUGGUCGCCAUCUUGGGGAAGAACGACAUCUUUGGCGAGCCCAUCAACCUGUACGCCCGAUCGGGUAAGUCCAACGCCGACGUGAGGGCUCUGACGUACUGCGACCUCCACAAAAUCUUCAGGGAAGAUGUUCUGGAGGUGCUGGACAUGUAUCCUGAGUUUGCAGACCACUUCUGGAACAACCUGGAAAUCACCUUCAACCUCAGAGAUACCAACAUGAUCCCUGGCUCUCCUAGUAGUGAUGACUCCAACUGUGGAGGAUUCAACAAAUUGAGGAGAAGGAAGUUAUCAUUCCGUAGACGGACAGAAAAAGAUGAUGCAGAUGCCGGAGAAAUCAAAAAGUCCAAUAAGUCUGCAAGACGAAAACAGCGGGAGGCUGCCAACAACCAAAAACAGGAGGAGGCAACGAAGAGACAGUGGGCGGCACAUCGAAGCUCGGUGUCCUCACACUCAAGUGGUGAUGAGGGGGAGGAGUCAGUCAUGACUAGUCUCGCACCUCCGCCUGCAGUGCUGGAGAGCGCCCAGGCUCAGGCCGCGCCCCUGAACUUCAGUGAGAACGCCGAGGGCGAUGGAGACCCCAAGACUGGCAACACCUGCAAUGCCCUGUCAGGUGCAUUCUCAGGCGUGUCUAACAUCUUCAGCUUCUGGGGAGAGAGCCGGGGGGGCGGUCAGUACCAGGAGGUUCCCAGCUGCAGCCUGGCUUCCCCCCCGCCCCUCAACACACCGCUGCACAGCCUGAGCCGGCAGCAACGCAACCAGCUGGACACGCGUCUGGACCUGCUGCAGAAACAGCUGAACAGGUUGGAGAGUCGCAUGUCGACGGACAUCGGAGUGAUCAUGCAGCUGCUGCAGAGACAGAUGGCCCUGGUUCCUCCUGCCUACAGCGCCGUCUCAUCACCACCUCAGGUCUCACCCUACCCUGGUCCAGGUCCAGGUCCAGGUCCAGGCCCAGGUCCAGGACCAGGACCAGGACCAGGACCGGGAGAGAGACUGGUUCUGCCUGUUUCACCUCUGGAGACAGACACCCUGGCCUCCCUAUCACAGAUCUUGGAUUCGCAGGACUUUGAGGAAUUCCCAGCCAAGCCACUGGACUCCCUACAGCCCCAGCCCACCCCUUCUGGACUGGACAGCCUUGACCAGCACAUGGAGUUGGACCUGGGACUAGGCAGUGGGGCCGGGUUUAUUUCAGGGCCAGCGGCAGGUUCAGGUUUAGGUUUAGAAUUGGGGGGUGGGGCGGCAGGGGGUUCAAGCUUAGGAGCAGGAUUAGAGUUUGGUUCAGGGGUAUGUAUGGGGGCUGGGGCGGGGCCAGCUGCUACAACAGGGGUAUCUCCUCUGGAUCUUGAAACCCAGAGGCGGAUGUCCCUCCAAGAACCACAGACACCUCUGGACUCACGGACACCACAGAGACAUGAGUCUGACCCAGGGGGGAGCUAAGAACGAGGUGGGGAGGAGGGGGAGGAGAGUGGGAUGGAGGGAAGGACCCAGAGAGAACGUGUGUGAUGUUUCGUUCUUUAUGGUUCUACCACUCCACGCAGGACUCUGGAGAUCAGGAGGCAUCUGCUAUACCUACCACCUAAACCCUUUAGAGCACUCAGCUACAGUAUCAGCCUCUCUAAUAAAGACUCGCUGUCCAGAGAAUGAAGCCAGGCGGGGGGGCAAGGAAUAGUAUGAUGCUGCUCUCUGUCUGUUUUUGUUCUGGAGUCCCUCCCUCCCUCAACUCCUUCACGAAACAUCUGAGCUCCACAACGGUACAACCUUUAACCAAAACCAACAGAGCAGAGAGGAGUUCUGCCUUUUACUGAACACCAUUCGAGUUCACCCAGAUCAAACUGGGUGUGGACCUCUCAGUUAUUCGCCCAGGAUGACACUUCUUCAUGGUCACAUAUAAAUGACUGCUUACUGGUAGAAGAAUCCCUUUACUGCUGUAUCUGGUGUUGGAUGACUGGCAAGAAUAAGCAAAGACAACAUUGGACAGAAUUAUUACAAAAAAAAACAAGUAGCCAUUUACGUCUUGCACUGAAAAUCCUAUUGAUAUAAUGAUUAUUCUCUAUGUCCGUGGCGCUUCCGAUAAACUCACAAACUGGUUGGUAAAUUGUAGUGUUAGCUGGCCUAACAAGAAUCCUGCUGUCAUUGGCUCCUUCCCCCCUGAUGUCCCGCCCCCCCAAGAGGUGGAGUGAAGGCUUCAACCUUCCCAAGAGCACACUGGAUUGGCUGGUCUGCACCUCAGGGGUGGGAACUGGAGGGUUAUAAGCCAUGAAUCUCUCGAUUAACAUAUCAGCUGCCCUGUCAUAAACAUUGUACAGAUUUGCUAGCGAGUGGAGAAACAUAUGGCAUGCCUAGGCAACCGGUAAACUGGCAAACUUCCAAGUUUUCCACAAGAACAGUACAAAUAUUUAAACAAGCAGGAAGUCCCAGCGUAUUAAUUUCAUCUGCUUUGAGUCGUGACCUUAAAGAGGAACAGAAAAGUUGUCUCCGCGACUUAUUAAUGCUGGCUUUGAUUUGUAACAUCGAAUCAGAGCCCAUGUACAAAGACAAAAAAAAAAGAGAAAAAAAAAGUUAUUCUAGUUUAUCAUAGUUGAAUUUGCUACCUCAGAUUUCAUUGGUCCUUACUUUUUCUUUCACCUAAGCACGCACCCAGAAUGCUUUUACCUUGUACAUAAGAGUUUGUCGUUGUGUUACGUAAAUAUACAAGUUUGCCAGUUUACAAAGACCAGCCGAAUGCGCCAUUAUUCUAUGUACAGUACUAUAUGCAAACACUGGCAAGAGGAGACAAGUGAGUGCGCUUUAAUCUUAUUAUGUGUUGUGUGUGAUAGGUUCAGGUCCAAAGCUUCUCAUGUGUGCGUUUGUCCUUAUUAUUAUUAUUUUUUUUUGUUCUUUUUUGUUUUUUUGGUCUGCAGCGCUUGGCGUAUUGUGCGUUUGCUUCAGCACGCUGUAGAAAGUCACUGGAUUCUAACGUUUGCCACCAGACAAAAAGAUGUGAAUGCUCUGUUUAAACAGGCAAACAGGCUCUGUGGUUGAUGAUCCAGACAGCACAAACCCUUUACACAGUAGGCUAAAAACAUUUUUAAAACAUCUGAAUCUAUCCGAAAAGAAAUGGUACUUUGGCAACAAAUACUUUAUAUUGAGAGUUGCCCAUUUACUCCCAUUCAGAAGUUCUCAAAUAUACAGUAUAUGCUGAUCAUAGUUUUGAACUGUGUACAAACAGUUACACAGUUACACCGUUUCUCUGAGGUAUUAAGGCCCAGAUGCUGCAGCGCCACUUAACUUUUCUGGGAAAAUAAGAAGUGCACCAUCUUCGUGUACACAAACAACUAAACAAAUGUCAUUCAUCCACUGGUUUAGAAUUUGAUAUGAAACAGGGCCACAGUCUGACACUGCUCUGUUCAGGAUCAUCACAAGCCAUGUUUCCACCUAAAGUACCUGAUUUACCCAGGACCUUUUUCCUCGUGACUAAAAAAGAUUCCUAUCGACUGUUAGUUCUCUGAGUUUUCAAAGCAUAAAUGUCAUAGACUGUAUAAAAAAUGGACACCAUGACAGCUCCUCAAAAGUGAAACCAAAGCAAGUAGUGCUCCCCCUGGUGGCUGGCUGGAGUAUAGGUCAUAAGCUCCACCUCCUCCACGUUAGUGGAUGGGCCAAGCUAAAACCCAAAAUUCACACAAAAAAAAAAAUUAAAGAAGAUUUCCGGUAGCUAAUAUAUUGCCGGUGUGUGAAUAAGUUUAAAUUUAAAAACCGAAUGUGACAUCAUGAUGUAGGACGUGUAGGACCAAAAGAGUAAGAAAAAAAAUACAGUGUAUUCUCCAACAUUUUUCUGUAACUGGUGGAGGUAGAGCAGAGCGCAGUAUUUACCCAUUUACCCACCAGCGAGUGUGGAUGAAGAGUUGGUGGGUCAUCGAUAACGUGGCCCUACUUUCAGACAGCACUGAUCAGACUGGAUGGUGGCACCAUAUCCCUGGGAUAGUAGUGUCAGUUUGACCAAUGGGAGGAAAUAGAGAUGCAUCAUCCAUUUUUUCUACAGUCUAUUGCAGAAACUAGAUAAAUUAGCUCUGCUCAACUCCAGUCCAGUAAGUAGCAGUAAUGCAGAGCACUAUAUGGCAUAGAUAUCGUCAAUAAAGUGAGGACAGUGCAUCAACAGUAAGCCUCGGGGAGAUUCAAGCUGUGCUCUUGCUUGUGAUUUACCACUUCCUGAGACGGUGGUGGAAAAGGGAUGAGCAAGCAGAUUCAAAGCACACACAUAAUACGUCAAGUAGGCAAACUGAUCAAUGCAGUAUACCUGUACUUUACCAGAGCAAAGACAUUUGGGGAUAGAAUAAUUUCCUCAGAAUUCAAUUUAGAUUUUGUACCCUCGGAUGGAAGUGCACUGUUCCUCUAACAUUUCCUAUUCCCUGGGGAAGGUUCCUGUGGAGGUAACAUGGCUGAAAGGUACCACUGCUCAGGUUUUUCUGCUCUGUUUCACUGCUCAUAUUACUGAUAAGAUAAGGAGAGGAAAAUGUUUCGGACAGUUUGUAAAGACCUUUGUAAAGACGUUACAAAGACGCAGUGCAACACCUCCUCAGCCGUCAAGGAAACGACAGCUUAACAGGGAUUUGCUAAGUGCUAAAUUACAUAAGCCAUACUUUAGGUGUUCUGUGAGCAGCAGUUGACAGUAGUAUGCCACGAGGAGUGGUUCAUUAUUAGAUCAAGACAAAGGCACAUGAGCACAUGAGACGUUAUUUAUAUCACUAGAAGUUCAUGAGAUGAGAUUUUGAUGAUUGAUGCAACAUGGAGUGACAGAACACUAUUGAAAUGUUGAGAUGAAGUACAAAGCUGAAGGAAAAGUGUUUCAGGGCAUCUGUAAAAACUGACUCAAAAUCUCUCAGACAUUUAAGAAUAAGUACACUUCCCUUUUAAAUCUCCAAUACUGUCAUCUACAGUUGGAAUAAGCAGAUAUAUGAUACUGGUGAAUAUGGUGCAGCGUUGAUGCAGUGUAAAGGUGGCCUCGGAUACCUCAGGGUAGGCACAGAUGAAUGAAACAAUACUGAGAGCAGGUUAAAUGACAGCCCUUUAUAGUGAAGCUUAAAUAUUAGGAGCUAGUUUUUGCAGUUUUCACUCGAUCCUUUUUGAGUUUCGAGUUCUCCAGACGAAGGAAAGCAAACCCCUCUGACGUCUUCAAAUUGUCUUCCCUGAUAGAGGAGUGUACGCCGAUCGACCGCCUCCCUCUGCGAAAAACGACGAGGACUCAGAACAAAGGGGAAAAGGAGAGCCAGCUGAAGUGCAAUAGUCCUUUAAACAAUCCAGAUUUGUAGCAGCUAAAAGAACUGGUAAAAUAUUCAGCACUUUAUUUUUAUUUAUUUAUGAAAAAAACAAAACAAAAAAAAAACAGUGCACACGUUUAAUAAAGACUCAGGAAUGUGUCGACGGAGUCAGUGGGCUGAUUUUUCCUUUGUCUCGUGACUCAAAACCAACCAGAAAAAAAAAAAAUUAAAAAUGAAGGAGCUUAACGUUUAACAAGUUUGGUUUUAGUGGAAUUCCUCUUGUAAUGCUGAAUUGUGAAGAUUGUUACAGAUAUUGCUGCUUGCUGGUCUAACUUAUUUAUUUUAUUUAUUGUUGUCGGUUUCUUAUUUUUUAUUUUAUUUGUAGAUUGUAGCUGAAAUUAUUUAAAACGAAGAGCUCCUUUUGUGGAGCAAGUGAAGGAUCUCUGUGUAAAAAUGUUGCUCCCUUUUUCGUUUGAGAGAAAUCUGCACUCAGACAAUAUUGAACAUGUUCGAUAUUCAUGUGCUUGCUGAGUGGUGCUUGUAUUGCUGUUAUUAUUCCUAUAGUCUGUAAAGCCUGAUUCAUGCCACGUUCCGUCCGUUGUGUGCAUGAGGCCUGUUCUGACCGUCGGCGUCCGCGCAGUUGUCGGACCGCGCGGCUGCACGUGCGCAGCUUGUGUCGCGCUUUGUAAAGGUGCACUUUAGUAUCGAACCAAAGCAAAGUGGAUGCUGUAACAAACCAUCGCUGGUGGACGGUUCAAAUUCGUAAUGCGGCUCUUUGAAGUCAAAAAGAAUGUUACGAAAAUUUGAACUGAGGGCGUAAGAGCAGCUGGACUAUCUGUGAUUUUAAUGUGUAACCGAAGGUACAUUUGCGCAGACUUGUGAGGGAUUGUUUGCCCCGUGUGAUCAGGGUGAUUUUGGAAAACUUGAACCCAGAGAUUUACUGUAAAAAGAGCGUAAAAAGCUGCCUCCAGAUGAGUGGAAGGACUGAGCUGCGUGUUUUUUUUUGUUUGUUUUUUU